CCCCUCCCCUCCCUUGGCUUCUCAUCAGGGUCGAUUUUGGCAAUACGGAUACACAUGGAGCCUCCAUCUCCUCCGAUCUAUUUUACGAUCAUCACCUUCUGAGCAAUCGAUCUUCUUGUGGACUAAUAUGACAAACGUGCGCGUAUAGAGGAGUGACACGGCAAAAAGAGGAGGCGCAUUUCCCGUGGAUCAGUCUCUCUUUUCCGGACGCGAGCGUCAGCAUGGACCUCCUGGCGAACCACAGUAUAUUUCAGGAACUUCAGCUCGUGCAUGACACCGGCUAUUUCUCCGCCAUGCCCUCGCUGGAAGAGAACUGGCAGCAGACCUGCCUGGAGUUGGAGCGUUAUCUGCAGACGGAGCCAAAGCGUCUUUCGGAGCUCUUCGACCAUGAUUUGGAUGGGCUCUUGACCCCUGCCUACCUGAAGGAGGAUGGCGAGGAAGAGCUCGCUGACGUUCUUCUCCCUAGCACACAUGAGCCCCAGAGCCCACCAACAGUGAUACUUUGCCCCGCACGGAAGAACUUACCCUCCACAACUUCUAUAAAAACAGAAUCAAAGGUACCCGAACCCACAGAAGGGAUGGAAGGAGUUCACCAGGCACAGUUAAGUGCAGUCACCUCCCUGACGCCCCCGUCAUCGCCGGAACUUGGUCGGCACCUUGUGAAACCCAGCCCCUCGCUCACGGCAUCUGCUGAUGGGACAUUCACCCUCAAGCUGGUGGCCAGGAAGGUGGGGCUCAGCGCCGCCCGGCUGGUGCCGUCGCACCCGCUCCCUGCGCAGGUAAAGGAGGAAGAUGAGGGAGUAGCAUGUGUGCUCGGGGAUCUUCCAGAGAACAAGAAGAGGAUCCACCGCUGCCAGUUUAAUGGCUGCAGAAAGGUUUACACAAAGAGCUCUCACCUUAAGGCCCAUCAGAGGACACACACAGGUGAGAAGCCAUACAAGUGCUCAUGGGACGGCUGCGAGUGGCGGUUCGCCCGGAGCGACGAGCUGACGAGGCACUACCGCAAACACACCGGCGCCAAACCCUUCAAGUGCAACCACUGCGACAGGUGUUUCUCCCGGUCGGAUCAUUUGGCGCUGCACAUGAAGAGGCACGUCUGAAGAGCGCACGGCAUGUCAGAAGGGAGUGGAGGCGGUGAGGAAGCAGAGAGGACAACAUCACUUGGGGAGAAAUUUUCCGGAUCGGAGGCAGACGCGCCACGCUUUGGCGUGAACAUGGGCAGGCAACAUACGGGUCCCACAUGACUGAUUCCAUGAAGCGUCAUCUGCCUCCUCCGAUGGGACCUUGAGCUGGCAGCUCGUGGGUUCGGUCCACUUUUGCCUCGCAUUUAAGCAGUAUUGCCCCACACGCAGCAACUUUUGCACUCAUAUUCGGUCCUCUCUGAGCGAAAACACCAUCUUGCUAAGUUGCUGGAGCCUUUCUGUUAAGUCAAAGUUUGACCUCUCAUACUUUCAAACUGGAUCCAUUUACGAAUCCUUCUGCUUGGACGGCACUCGUUUGGAUGGCGAUUGCAGACUUGAAUAUUAGGAGUGUUUUUUUUUUCUUUUUGCCGGAGUUGAUUGAGGUGAUACAGACGACCGCAGGUUUUUUCGAAACCUCGUCCAUCCGGACUUUGCUACGGAUGUGGUCAACAGCGGUCCGUCUCCUGCUUGGGCCUGAUGUCCACGUCGUCGGAGCUCACAUUAUUGCACAGUUGACUCUUGGCAAGCCUCUUGUUGAAAAGAAAAGCCCUGGUUUGUCAGAAUGGGAGGAACUUGGGCCCCAUGCACAAAUCAAAGCAGAUUGCUGACUGUCAUCGCACAUCAGACAAGAUCGCUACGUAUGUAAAGGCUACAUUGUCUUGAAGCAAAGACCUCAACUUUGUUCGGAAUUCCACCAUUCUGAAGAACUUUUUGGGAAUGGAUGCGGCCAAAUAAAAAGUGUCGAUGCCUGAAGUGACCUCUCGGCCCUUUGAGAGUGAUUGGCACCCGACCCGCCACCGCGUUGCUCGGCCAUGCAGAACUGUUCCAAUUUAGCCAAGUUGCGUUCAGAAUGCAAUUUUCUCCAGUAGAUCAGGCCCUACGCAUCUCCUGGGACAUUUCGCAGAUUUAUCCUCUGUAGGACACGGAAUGAACUUGCAGAAGGACAAAUCCAAUCAACUGGCUGAGAGAUCAAUGUGAAUGUAUUUCUAAUGUGUCUGUGCACGAUGCAGCUGAAAAUGUGAAUGGCGAAGCGGUCACUCCUUGUUCGCAGCGCAUCUCUUUCCACAUCGUUGUUAAUCGAGGAAGUCACGCCGUGACGCGUCACACUUUGUUCCUGUUGACCGUCCGGAGGUUGGGAGCGCAGGUUUCCGUGGGGUCGAGUGGUUAGGGCGGGCCAGGUCCUGCCCAGUCAGCAAAGAUAACUGCCCUUUCAGGUCCGUGAAUGAGACAUGAACAUACAAUGACGUGUAGUUGCAGUUCUCUUCGGUGCUCUGACUCCUGAAUCCCAGACGCCAGCUCUGCCUUAUAUCCAGGCGGCACGGACAUAAUGGAGGCGAUGCCACACUUCUUGUUGACUCAGCUGGGAUCUUUAGCCCAAUACUUAAGAAAUUGAAUUUUUGGGGAGUCAAAUGAGGAACAUGGACACCUGUCUUAUUUCACUUUUAGGAUUAGUACGUAAAGCACCAGAUCAGCUCCUCGCAAGCAGUCCGAGUGUUCCGUCCGGAAUGGAUGCAGACAAAAUGAAUACAAGUGGUUUGCACCGUCAACGGCAGCUCGAUGUAUGACUUUCAAUACUCCAGCUCUGUUGUUGGCAUGAAUGACUGCGUGGAAAUGACAUUUUGGUUGUUUCAAAUGUUCUUAUGGACAACCCUGGACUGGAGCACAGAAAUAUCCCAAAUAUUCUUUGGAAGCGACUCAACUAUUUCUUCUCAAAUGUGCGCGCUGGAAAACUUGGAGUUCAAAUGUGAAUGUUUACUUUUUUAUACUUUUGUUUUAUUUUUGGGUGCUUCACUUAUGUGUCCUUUUUAUGAAUGAUUGUCAAUUAUGCUGUGCCUGUGUGUGUGUGUGUGUGUGUGUGUGUGUGUGUGUGUUUUUGUCUGUAUUUGCACUGUAAAACAAAAACAGUAAACAACAACAAAAAAUAGUAACAUAGCUGAUGUUUCCUGUCCGCUUGUGCACAUCACGCCACUAUCACUGCAUCUCUAUACGGUAAUUGUUUUAUACACCAACUUGUGCACAUGCAUUAGAGCAAGCACUUGGCACGUGCACACAGACACGCUCAUGCGAGAGUGUGACCAACCCCACACACACUUACACACACAAACACGCACACACUCACGCGCACGCGCUUGCUCGGUCUGAGGUGCAGGCUGCAGCUCUCAGCAUCGCUGAUAUCCUUCUGAAUUUGAAAUCAGACCCCUUUUUUUCUACCAGCGUCCCCUUGUUGCCUUCCCCUCCCCUCCACAAGAUAACAACGCUUUCAACUCCUGUCUGUCCCCUACACCCCCUGCCCCCCAUCAUCUCCCAUCUUCCUCCAUUUUCCUGUGUUGUUGUCUUUCUCCCUUUCUUUCGACUGUAUAAAGAGUUUUAAAAUUUAUCAUUUGUAUAUUAUAAUGUAUGGGUAUGAUAAUGUUCUUUAUUGACGAAAAACGAGAAAGAUUUAUUUUUGUUACCGGUUUGUUUCAUAAUUCAUUUUUUUAAAUUGGUAUUGUAAUAUCUCUAUGCAAGGACUGUUUGUUUGUUUGUUCGUUGGUUUGAUAUAUUCUUUUUUAAUUUAAGAGUGUAAUUAAGUGUAAUAAAUGGUAGAUGCAGUUUGGCAUGGAGUA
Molecule: messenger RNA, 3787 nt
Organism: Hippocampus zosterae (dwarf seahorse)
Lineage: Eukaryota; Metazoa; Chordata; Actinopteri; Syngnathiformes; Syngnathidae
Product: Krueppel-like factor 7
Exons: 4
Coding region: 222-1100 (292 amino acids)
Biological process (GO): regulation of transcription by RNA polymerase II
Molecular function (GO): DNA-binding transcription factor activity, RNA polymerase II-specific; RNA polymerase II cis-regulatory region sequence-specific DNA binding
Source: RefSeq, a predicted model, not a curated record